Messenger RNA from Capsicum annuum, 456 nucleotides. RefSeq lists its product as uncharacterized. The transcript has a single exon. Gene Ontology annotation, biological process: chromatin remodeling. Lineage: Eukaryota; Viridiplantae; Streptophyta; Magnoliopsida; Solanales; Solanaceae. The record is from RefSeq and is a predicted model, not a curated record. The coding region runs from base 1 to 456 and encodes 151 amino acids. Gene Ontology annotation, cellular component: nucleus.
AUGGUUGGACGAGGAGAAGAGGAACAACUUUUGGGAGGUUUGGAUGAGGUGGUAAGAGGCGUUGUGAGCACUGAGAAACUUUUUGUUGGAGGGGAUUUCAAUAGAUAUAUUGGGUCUUUAUCGGGAGGUUAUAAUGAUGUGCAUGACGAUUUCAGUUUUCGGGAGUGGAAUGAAGGAAGCGUUUCACUUUUGGAUUUUGCUAGGGAUUUUGGAUUGUGGUUUGCAAAUUUUAGCUUUUUGAAGAAAGAGGAAUACCUUAUUACCUUUAGUAUUUUGGUGGCCAAGAAACAAAUAGUUUUUUUGGUCUUUAAGAAGGAGGAUAGAGCACUAUAUAAAGACUAUAACGUUAUACCUAGUGAGAAUCUUUUGACCCAACAUAAGUUUUUGGUAUUAGACUUGGUAAUCAAAAAGGACAUAAAGAAGAGGGGUGCAGAGGAUCGGCCCAGGAUUAAGUGA